Messenger RNA from Coniophora puteana RWD-64-598 SS2, 1608 nucleotides. RefSeq lists its product as uncharacterized. Lineage: Eukaryota; Fungi; Basidiomycota; Agaricomycetes; Boletales; Coniophoraceae. The coding region runs from base 1 to 1608 and encodes 535 amino acids. The transcript is spliced from 4 exons. The record is from RefSeq and is a predicted model, not a curated record.
AUGGACACCAGACGCGCCGACACGCUCGAGGCGCUGUCAGUCUAUCUCGACAGACAACGGUCCCUCCUCAGACGCACACAGGCUGACAUCGAUAGGCUGAACCAGCUCAAGCACGACGCUCUCGCAAACCCCGCCCAUUUCGUCAAAAAUGCCAAACAACAAGUCCAGGCACUUGACCUCAGAAACUCCGAGCUAGACGACUUCACCACAGGCCUCCCAGACACGUUCGAUUGGUCUCCCUUCCACGCCAGUGACCCCACACCUCUCCGCUCAUUCGCGCUUACCACCCGCCUCGCCCACACCCAGCGCAGCAUCCCCUCCUGCAAACAACGCACUCCCCUCUCCGCCCUCCAGCAGCUCGUCAAGGAUGCACGUCGCACCAUCAUCGAGCCCGCCUUUGCCAUAUUCGCCGACGACCCCGAACUGAACCUCAACGCUACCCUUAAUGCUAAUGCGCUCGCGCGCGCUACGAAUACCGCUGCCUCUAAUCAAGCUAAUACAAACACCCACAAGUCCUCCUCUGCACGCACCAAGGCCUCCUCCGGCAAUGGCAAGAACGGAGCCAACGCACAACGCCGCGAGUCCACCGCCGUCAUGCGCAAGCGCGAGCGGGAGCGCGCACGCAUACGCGAGCUCAAGAAACGCAAGGUCGGCGGCCCGGGCUCCGCAGCUACCGCUAUCUCCACCGCCAAGGCAAACUCCGCCGUCUUCGUGCGCCACGAUAUAGGCGACGAGAGCGCCGAGGUCGACAUUAGCAUUGGCGCGGAUAGGCACGGUAGUAGCGCGAUGGACGUCGACCCGCCCGCUGCUGAGCCCCCACCCCGCCGCAAGCUGCCCAUCGUUCGGCUCAUUGUGCGCACGCCGCCCCCAUCCCCGUCGGGGUCGUCCUCCGAGGAAGAAGACGCGUCGGAUGGCUCGUCAAAUUCUGACGUGUCGGAGGAGUCCACGCCGGUGCCCCCGAGCCCGCCGAUCAUCAGGCUCAACCCCAAAGCUAUGACCAUCACGAACGUCUCGCGGUCCAGAUCCAAGACCGCGCACGCGCACGCACAAGCCCGCCAGUCGCCCCCGGCGCGAAAACGCAAACCCUCGCUCAAGCUCCAGUCCGCAUCGCUUAACUUCAUGCUCGACAAAACCUCGUCGCUCCCGCCGACGCCGCUCUCGCUCGCGGAGACGCCCACGCCCUCGCAGGAGUUCUCGUCGCCCAUCGCGCACUCCGCCGCUAGCGAAUACGACGGCAUGGCUGCGUACCCCGCGUGGAACGCUUACGCCACCACCGCUGCCAACGGCACCGUCGAUGGUAAUGGCAACAGUAAUGGUAACGGCAACGCCUCCGCCGCCCUUAAUGGCAAGACCCCGAUCCAGUCCCAAGCGCAGGGACAGGCGCGGCACGAGACGUACAAGGUCAAGUGGACAGACUCGGAGCAGCACCUGCUCGAGCGGCUCAUGGAGGAGAUCCCGGACGGGGAGAAGAACCGCUGGGCGAAGAUAUCGCAGGCGAUGGGCGGGCGGCGGACUGCGCGCCAGGUCGCGAGCCGUGUGCAGAAGUACUUUGAGAAGCUGAAGCUGUAUGGUGUCGGGAUGGGUGCGGGGCAGGAGGGUGCUGGGUGA